AUGUCUGACGCAGGUAGAAAAGAUUUCAGCGACAAAGUUUCCGAAGGUCUAAAACCGGACUCCCAGAAGUCCUACAUGGAGCAAGGUAAGGAGAAGGUGACCAACGCUGCGGACAGAGCCGCAGCAGCUGUCACCCCAGAGGAGAACAAGAGCGGUACUCAAGGUGUGGCUGAUGCCGCCAAACGUGGCAAAGAAGACGCCGGCGGCGAGUCGUACUCCGACACCGCUAAAGACUACGUUGAUGCGGCUAAGAGCAGACUGAACGACGCUGUUGAGUACGUCUCAUCUGCUGUUCACGGCGGCGAGCCAAAGAAGUAA
Molecule: messenger RNA, 318 nt
Organism: Zygotorulaspora mrakii
Lineage: Eukaryota; Fungi; Ascomycota; Saccharomycetes; Saccharomycetales; Saccharomycetaceae
Gene: HSP12
Product: lipid-binding protein HSP12
Exons: 1
Coding region: 1-318 (105 amino acids)
Source: RefSeq, a predicted model, not a curated record